Molecule: messenger RNA, 2534 nt
Organism: Calliphora vicina (urban bluebottle blowfly)
Lineage: Eukaryota; Metazoa; Arthropoda; Insecta; Diptera; Calliphoridae
Product: T-box protein H15-like
Exons: 6
Coding region: 150-1688 (512 amino acids)
Biological process (GO): positive regulation of DNA-templated transcription; cell fate specification; heart development
Cellular component (GO): nucleus
Molecular function (GO): RNA polymerase II cis-regulatory region sequence-specific DNA binding; DNA-binding transcription factor activity, RNA polymerase II-specific
Source: RefSeq, a predicted model, not a curated record
UUUUAGCUAAAAUUCCCCUAAAAAACUGCUUAAAUACAGCAACUAAAUCAACAACAACAACAAAAGCAAAAAUAAUCAAAAAUAAUAGUAAAAUUUAUAAGACAAGUUCCUGUAUCGGCGUCGCCACGGAUUUCUCAAUAGCAGCGAUAAUGGCAAGAGGCGGAAAUGCCUCCAGCCGUGAACCAUCGGAAAGGAGUUUGAGUCCCUUGUCACUCGAACGAUUUCCCGAUGCCGACGACGAGGGCGAUGUCGAUGUAGUCGAUUGCAGUGAUACCGAAUCAGCCUCCGCCAUACGUCUCACACGAUACAAUCCCCAACAGCAUCCUCAUCAUGGUCACAAAAGUUUAUACAAGCAUAGAAUUAAUCACAGUAACGACAGUGGCAAUUGCAGCAGUAGUAAUCACAAUAAUAAUAGUUCAAGUAGUAGCAGGGGGAGAGCUUCGCCACAGAGUCCCAGCAAUACCGAAGACGAUCGUUUAUCCCCAGAGCCAGCGAAGGUAAAACGAAAACCAUCUCCGAAAAUUGUGGGUUCCUGUAAUUGUGAUGACUUGCAGCCGAUACAGUGUCAUUUGGAGACCAAAGAAUUGUGGGAUAAAUUUCAUGAACUGGGCACAGAGAUGAUAAUUACGAAGACCGGAAGGCGGAUGUUUCCAACGGUGCGCGUUAGUUUUUCAGGUCCUUUGAGGCACAUGCAACCACCAGAUCGUUAUGCAGUUUUAAUUGACAUCAUACCCAUGGAUUCGAGACGUUAUCGUUAUGCCUACCAUCGCAGCUCGUGGCUAGUGGCCGGCAAGGCUGAUCCACCACCGCCAGCUAGACUUUAUGCCCAUCCCGAUAGUCCCAUUAGUGUGGAUGCAUUGAGAAAACAAGUGGUUUCAUUUGAGAAGGUUAAGCUGACCAAUAAUGAAAUGGAUAAAAGUGGACAGAUUGUUUUAAACUCCAUGCAUCGCUAUCAGCCACGUAUACAUUUGGUGCGCUUGUGUCAUGGUCAGAGUAUACCAAAUACCCCCAAGGAUUUACAGGAAAUGGAUCAUAAAACUUUUGUAUUUCCAGAGACUGUUUUCACGGCUGUAACGGCAUAUCAAAAUCAAUUGAUUACCAAAUUGAAAAUCGAUUCAAAUCCGUUUGCCAAAGGUUUCCGUGAUUCAUCACGUUUGACUGAUUUUGAUAGAGAUCCCAUGGAUUCUUACUUAUUUGAACAACACUUACGCUCUCCCUUGAGAUUUUUCCCCGAUCCUCUGAUGCAACAACUAUCACCUCAAGAAGCUGAUGCCGCCUCCUUGGCCUUCAUAGAAAAAGCCCGACAACAUUUGCAAAUGUUUGGUCGUUCACCAUAUACAGAAAUGCUAUUACCUCAUCUCUAUCAAAGACCACCAUCGGCUGCAGCUAUAAAUGCCUUCAAUAUCGGUAUGUGGCAACAGCAGUGGCCACAACUUACAGCCGGGUUCUUAGCGAACCAUCAGGCAGCUGCUGCCCAAGCAGCGGCCAAUGCUGCAGCCGCAGCAGCUGCGGCUUCUCGGACACCACCACCGCCGGGUCCCCCACCACCAGCAACAACACCCUCGUCAUCGGGUUCUGCUUCACCGGACUUGAGGACAAAACAUUUUCAUCGUUUUAGUCCCUAUCCGGUCCAACAACAUCAGCAGCAGCAACAGCCACCUCCUCCCUCCCAAAGUCCCACAAAUUGAUAGAAUUCCUAAAGAAAUGAUUCAAAUACCCCAAAAAAAAUUCCCCAAUUUCCCUUCAAAAAAAGUGCAAUCGUAUUAAAAAAUGUUUAAUUUUAUUUUAAUAUUUUUCCAAAAGAAAAUCUAAACAAAUUUUAUUUAUUAUAAACUAAACAAAACAAACCCACUAGCACAGUAUUAGUAAAUAGUUAAAAACAAAACAAAAAAUGUUUGUGAUGUAAAAAACAAAAUCAAAUAAAUUUAAACAAAAAAUUAAUAAUAAUUAUGUAAAUACAACAAAAACAAAAUUAAAAAAAAAAAUUCCGUAAUUAUAAAUUAAUCGAAACAUUCUAACUGUAAUCUGGCUUUAGUUUACAACCGAAGAGACAGACAAAAAAGUGUAAAAAUUGUUAAUUGGCUUUUUUCUCCUAAUUUGAAUAUUAUUAUUUUAAUUUUUUAUCUAUAUUUAUAAUUGAAAUUGUAACUGGAAUGAAUGAAUGAAUGUAAAAUAGAUUGUUCCUAAUGUAAAACAACAAUAAUAUUAAUGGCAAAAUAAAACUUUAGUUAACUAAAUAAAUAAAUGUUUAAAAUCAACCAACUUUAAGUUAAAUGUAACAGAAAAUAAUGUAAAGGCAAACAAUUAUAUUUAUAAUAAAAUAAAUCUAAUAAAAGUUUCGUUAAUGAACGCAUUAACGCGGCUUUUAUUGUAUUUAAAUAAUAUUUAUGUUUUGUAACAAUAAUAAAAUAAAUACUUUAUUAGACUUAUGUUAAAAAAAGGAAAAUAUUUAAAUAAUAAUUACAUACAAUUAUUUAGUAAUUUUAGCUUCAAGUGAUGAAUAAAAUUAUAUAAAAAUAUUUAAAACAAACAAA